This is a messenger RNA of Entamoeba nuttalli P19, 3201 nucleotides long. RefSeq lists its product as hypothetical. The transcript has a single exon. The record is from RefSeq and is a predicted model, not a curated record. Gene Ontology annotation, biological process: intracellular protein transport; retrograde transport, endosome to Golgi. Lineage: Eukaryota; Evosea; Mastigamoebida; Endamoebidae. Gene Ontology annotation, cellular component: cytosol; Golgi membrane; Ric1-Rgp1 guanyl-nucleotide exchange factor complex. The annotation marks the transcript as partial.
UUUUUAAGUAAUAAUGAAGAACAUGAUAUUAGUAAAUUAAGAGGAGAAAAAUUUAAUAUUUUACAAGGAUUAUUUAUACAACCAUUUUUGCAUUAUACAGAAGUAUUAGUUAUAGUUACAGAUAUUAAUAUAUCAGUUGUAGAUAUUUCAGGAAAUGAAUUUAUUAUUUUUCCACCAUUUAUUCAUCAAAUAGAUAAUAUUCAAGUAACAAAAGGAUGUUUUAUUAAAGACACAAAUUAUUUUUAUCUUAUUUCAACACAAACGUUAUAUUGUUUUGAAGUAGUAAAAAGAGAUCCAUCAUCUCUUCCUCUUUCAGUGUAUCGACCUUCAACAACAUUUUAUUUGUAUCCAAAACUUAUUAAUAAAAUUGAAUUUGCAAAAGAAAUUAUUGGGAUUUUUCCUUUUGAUCAAAGUGUACUUAUAUCAUUUAUUGAUAAUACAUUUACAUUAUCAACACAACCAAAUUCUGGAUUUAAAAUACAAAAUGGUCAAAUGGAUAUGACUGUAGAAGAUAUUGAUGUUACUUCUUUAAUUAUUUCAUCAGAAUGUACAUCUAUGAUUUAUAGAAGAAAUGAUAUGACAAUAGUUUUUGCUGGACUUGUAGAAGGAAGUUCUCUUCCAAUUAUUAAAUCAACGUUCAUUUUACCAACAAAUAUUAAAAGUUAUAUUAUUAGUGAAACAUAUUAUUUUGCAUUAAUAGAUGAAGACAAUAAAAUUCAUAUUUAUCAAUAUUCUCCAUUGAAUUUUACAUGUCAUAAAGUUAAAAUAAUACAAAAGUCUAUAUAUUGUAAUAUUGACAAUAAUACAUUUACACCUAAAAUUCAAUUUCUUCCAAAUAACAAUCUUAUUAUUCAAUGUAAUGGAUUAUCUACAAUAAUUACACCAAAUGGAAUUGUUAUUAAUUCAAUUGAAGAAGAAGGAAAUUAUCUUAUUGAUUCAAAUUGUUGUAGAUUAUUUAAAAUACCAUUAUUUCAUUCUCAAUUAAUUAUUAAUGAAACAAAAUUAAUGAACACUAUAGAAAUGAAUGACCUUGCUAUUCAAUAUACUUCUACAACAAUUAAUAUUAUAACAAAUACAAUUCAUUCAACAAAAAAAGUUUAUUCUUUUAUUAUUCCACAAGAAUUAUUAUCUAAAUAUUUUUAUUCUAUUCAAUCUCUUUGUGUUUAUCCUAUUAAUGAUACUUAUCUCUUUAUUUUAAAACAACCUCAUUUACUUGUUUUAUUUGAUUCUAUUUCUUCUAUUCAAGCAGUAAUUCCAAUUGAUCUUUGUAUUUUAAAUAAUAGUAUUUCAUGGGAAUUUGAUAAAGGGACUUUAAUAUUAUUUCAAUUAUCAUCAUCUUUACUUCAUAUUUUAGCUUAUAAAUAUCCUAAUUUUACUUUACCAAUUUAUGAUUCUAUUGAAAUUAUUCCUCCUUUAGAAAAUAUUCAAAUAACUAAAAAACACAUUAAAUCAUCUUCUACACAAAAUUUAAAAUCAAAUCAAUUUAUUGAUUUAUCUAACUCAAUUAAUUCUUUUGGUAUUCUUUUAACGAAUAUUAAAGAAAGUUUUGUAUAUACAUUAAUUGGUUUUCCUAAUCAAAUAGGAUUAUUGACUUGGAAAAUUGGUUAUAAAAAUAAUUUAUUCACAUUUCAAUUAAUUAAAUCAUCUUCACUAAUUCGUAAUGAUUCUAUUGACCUUUGUUCAUCAAUUCCAAUUCAAUUUACAUCAUCAUUUUCUUCAUCUGAUUAUUCUUCUCCAACAACAACAAUUAUCUUAUGGUCAAAUUUUGUUGUUACUUUAACCAAAUCAGAUUCUAAAGACCCAUGUGAAAUUAUAAAUGAUAGUGUUCAUUCAAUAUCAAUUCCUUUCAAAAAUAUCUUAUUAGUACAACAAACUGGAAAUGUAAUUAUUCGUCAUUUAGAUUCACUCUUUUAUACAUUUACUAUUCCUGUUAAACUUUCUUUACUCAUAACAUCUCCUCCUUAUUUAACUGUUCUUUCACCUGACUUUCCAACCUUACAAUCUCAAAUACAAUUUAGUCGUCCUUUUUCACUUAAAAGAGGUCUUUCCAUUCUAUCAGACUCAACUGAAUUUUCAAAUUCAACUUCACUUAUUAGUCCAAGUCUUCCUUCUCCAAGUUCUCUUUCAACUUCAAUAACACCAUCAAUAAUUCAAGGACUUAUUAAUGAAAAUGAAAUUGUUCAGCCAUAUAAUAAUUCUCCUGGACUUAUUCCAUUAACAACAAAAGAUAUUACAAUACCAUUAUGUGAAGGAUUAAAAGAAUAUAAUUAUCUUGGAGAAAUUAUGUUAGUAGAAUUAACAAAUGGAAAAGGAAUUAAAGAGAUAGAAGAAGAAUUUGGAAAUGAUACACAAAUAUGGGAAAAUGAAUUAGCAAAAUGUAUGUGUAAAGUAACAGAAGGAUAUCAUGAUAAGAAAAUUGGAUAUACAACAUAUGAAACAGUUGUAAAUUAUAUUUCAAGAAAUGAAAAUUCAAGAAAAGUUAUUUUAAAUGCAUCAACAUUAAUAAAAAAUGAAUAUUGGAAUGAAUUAUUUGAAAUUGUAGAUUCACCUAUUGUUAUAUUUAUUGAUUGUUUAGAAAAAGAAGAAUAUGAAGAUGCUAUUAAAUGUUUAUUAAUUAUUAUAGAAUGUUAUAAUAAACCAGUAGCAUUACAAUAUUCUAUUGAAUUAAUUCAGACAUUAUUUGAAAAAAAUACACAACUUCAGUUAAUACCAGAAAUAGUAUCUAUCUUUUUUAAAGACAUAAAUAUUAUUGUAUCAACAGAAGAAAGUGCUAUUAGUAAUUAUUUAUUUGAGUUAAUUAAAAGAUGUAUUUAUCAAUUAUUAGAAAGAAAUUCUUUUGAAAUCCUUUAUAAAUUCUGUGAAAAAGAUAAUCCAUUCUUAAUUAAAUGUUUUGAUGUUGAUUCUCCACCUGAAAUAGAUAUUCUAGAUGGUUUAAAAAAAGCACAAUAUUUUGUUAAAUUACAUUCUCCUCAACGUGUUUUAUCAUUCGGUAAAAUCUUACUUGAAAAUAAACAUUAUACUCAAACUUUAUUAUUUGGUAUUUCAUCUAAAUUAAAGGCAUUACUUAUAUUUGACCAAUCAUAUUAUUAUCUUGAAUUACUUAGUAAUGAAUUUCAAUAUACGAAUCUUGAACUUGCUGAAUUACUAAAAAAAUAUCGAGACAUUUCACAAAAUAUUCAACCGUCUUUAUUAUCUUUAUAA